Wyeomyia smithii (pitcher-plant mosquito) is the source of this 1108-nucleotide messenger RNA. Its product is annotated as J domain-containing protein CG6693. Gene Ontology annotation, cellular component: nucleus; cytoplasm. The record is from RefSeq and is a predicted model, not a curated record. The transcript is spliced from 3 exons. The coding region runs from base 162 to 998 and encodes 278 amino acids. Lineage: Eukaryota; Metazoa; Arthropoda; Insecta; Diptera; Culicidae. Gene Ontology annotation, molecular function: heat shock protein binding.
AUUUAUUAUUAUUUAUUACAUUAUCGAUAUGAAGCAAUUAUCGAUAAAUAUCGAUAGCUUUCCCAUCACUAGUGCUUGCUUCAAUUCUAGUUCAGUUCUUUCUAAGAAGAAAUAGAAACGUAUAUAAUUGUUCACUCAGUAAACGAUAACAAAUCAGUGACAUGCCCUCAACACUUGAACUUUGCGAAAAGUUCUAUGGAACGAAAGACAUAUACGAACUGUUUUCAAUUAACAAAGACGCUUCGGAGAACGAUAUUAAAAAAGCCUACUAUCGUUUAUCAUUGAUAGUACAUCCAGAUCGCGUUAAGGAAGAAGAUAAAAUAGAAGCUACUGAAAAAUUCAAAAUUCUAAGCAAAAUCCAUUCAGUCCUCUCAGAUAAAGAUAGGCGCGUUUUGUAUGAUGAAAAAGGCGUCAUAGAUGAAGACGACGAAGAUUCACUUGGUGCAAAUUGGCUGGCAAUGUGGCAACAAUUUUUCAAGCCAAUUACCUCUGAAGAUAUUUCCAAAUUUGAAAAGGAGUUUAUUGGCUCAGAGCUAGAACGAGGUGAUAUUAAAAAAGCAUAUCUUAAUGGUAAAGGUUGUAUGGAUUACAUGCACAAUUGUGUUCCAUUUAUGAGCUGUAAAGAUGAACCGCGCAUCAUCGCUAUUGUUAAAGACAUGAUUGCAUCUGGUGAGGUUCCUGAGUUCAAAGCUUUUACCGAGGAACCAAUACAUAAAAAAGAACGGCGUCUCAAAAAGGAAGCCAAGGAAGCACAAAAAGCCGCAGUUAUACAGGAAAAAAUGAAAAAAGAAACUGAAAAUACGUUUGAGGAGCAAAUUUUAAAUCGACAGUUAGAGCGGGCACAAAAUUUUAAUUCUCUUAUCGAUAAAUUGGCACAGAAAAAUGGCGAUGAUGCAACAAAAAAAAAGCAAAGAGCAAAAAAUUCUCCGUUGAAAAGACUGAUGAAGCAAAAUGAAGGCAAAGCAAAGCAAAAUCGCGAAACUAAAAAGCGUAAAUAAGUUUUAAAAUUUAAUUUACAAAUUUGUAUAAAACAAAUUCAAUAUUAUUUUCAGCAAUUUGGUUUUGAAUAAAAAUAAACAUUGCUCUUUGUUACGUUGUUGGUAUAAAA